This is a messenger RNA of Drosophila serrata, 3363 nucleotides long. RefSeq lists its product as uncharacterized. Lineage: Eukaryota; Metazoa; Arthropoda; Insecta; Diptera; Drosophilidae. The record is from RefSeq and is a predicted model, not a curated record. Gene Ontology annotation, molecular function: protein binding.
CACCCAGUAUUAGACAAGCAGUUGCGCGGAGAGCCUACUAAAAAAAGCACAAAACCUUUUCAAAACUUUAAAUUCCAGAGGAAUUCCAUAAAUUUGACCUUUAGAGUGUACAAUGCUGAGGGCGUGGCAGCAGCGGAGAGGCAGUCAAGUUCUAAAAUAAAAGAGUCCCUGACUCAAAUCCGCACUAUUUACACCUCGCAGUGCCUACGAUUUGUUUUCGGUUACGGUUGCGCUGCUCCAGUUUUGUGCCUCCGCUCCUCUCCUCUCCUCCCCGGGAACAGAUAAGAUAAGUGCAGUGCAGUUCGAAAGGGGAAAUACGAGUGAUUAAAAAAAUCCAGCAGUUAGGUUGUGGGAAUCGUCGCAAUUUCUGAACUGCGUUUAAACAGAGGCCACAAGCCAAAAAAGGCCAAGAACCGAAAGGCAAUGGAAUUGCCUGCGCAAUAGGGCUAAAUUCAAUCACCUUCCUUCGUCUGUCUUCCAGCCAUGUGGAUGGGCCUGGAUCUGGUCAGCUUGCUGCUCCUGGCAACGAUCUCCACCAGCUGGGCCGUGAAUUGUCCCUGGCCCUGCCGCUGUGCCUGGGUGGUGGACAGCCUGUACGCGGAUUGCUCGCGACGGAGUAUCCACACCUUUCCCAACUUUGACGGGAUUCCCGUGGAGCAUCUGGAUCUGUCCGGCAACCAGUUUAGCCAGUUCCCCACGCAAUAUGCGGACAUCGACUCUCUGAUCUACCUGGAUCUCUCCAAUAACCAGAUCUCCGCCCUGGACGGUAAAUCCCUGAUAGGGUUCACCUCACUGAGGACCCUGCUGCUGGGCAACAACUCGAUUGGGUCCUGGGAGGCCCUCAGCCCCAACGAGGCCUUCAAGUAUGCCCCGAGCCUGAAGCACCUGGGCCUCGAUGGCAACCAGCUGGGCAGCUUCGGCAGUGGAGAGAGUUUCGAGCUGCUGACCAGUCAGUCCCUCACCGACCUGGAGCUCUCCUCCUGCGGGAUAUCCGUCCUGGGUGGGGACCAGCUGAUGAACCAGUUGCCGAAUCUGGAGCGCCUCAAUCUGGCCAACAAUCAGCUGACUCAGAUGGCGCCCUUGCCCUCGAGGAGCCUGCGCAGCCUCGACCUGAGCAACUGCAGCAUUCAGCACUUGUCGGGCUUCUUCCUCGACUCCCUGCAGCAUCUGGAGGCCUUGAAUCUGUCUCGGAACACACAUCUCGAGUUUGGUGGCCUCGUAGAGGAUCCCGUCCUGACCUACGAGCUCCGCAAGCUGGAUGUGUCCUACUGCAACCUGGACAGCAUCGAGCUCAGCGGAUUGCCGCAGCUCACGGAGCUGCGUCUGCGGGGAAACCUCCUUAGAAUCGUUGAUGCCACUAGUUUCGCCAACAACACAAUGCUGGAGGUGCUGGAUCUCUCGCAGAACGUGCUCCGCCUGCUGGGCCAAGAUGUCUUUGCCAACCUGAAGAGACUGAAGCAGUUGAAUCUGGCCUUCAACGAAAUAGCCCGACUGGACAGGAACAUUAUCCGCAACAACGAUGUGCUCGUGGAGCUAAAUCUCAGCCGGAAUGUGCUGCAGAAGCUGACGAGGAUCGUGUCCAACUCGGUGCGCACCAUCAACAUGAGCUGGUGCGAAAUCAGCUCUAUAGAGAGCUCUGCUCUGUCGAGUCUCUCGGUUAUCCAAAAGCUGGAUUUGUCCAACAAUCUGAUUAGUGAUUUCCCCACCUUUAUGAGGUCGGAGACGCUGCAGCAAUUGAAUCUGGCCAACUGCAGAUUAACUACAGUGCGGAACAACACCUUCAGGGAGUUCCCCGAGCUGGCGGAUCUCCAUUUGAAUGGCAACCGCCUGACGAGUCCCAUUCCUCCCUAUUACUUUGGCAGCAACAAGUUCCUGGAUCAGCUCUGGCUGGGCGACAAUCCCUGGAUCUGUGACUGCCACAACCCACUCUUUGUGGAGUUUUAUGACUAUCUAACCGCCAAGCCAGCCAAGAUCAAAGACAAGAAUCACCUGCGUUGCGCUGCUCCCGCCAUUUUCUACAACAAACUCUGGGAGUUUGCCUGCGCGGAUGUGUGGAUUCAGAAUGCCAGGAGCAGCAGUGGCGGCGAGAAGGCCUGGUCCAUUAUAAUGAUCACCCUGCUCCUGCUGGGCGGCCUUAUCCUGGCCUAUGCCUGCCUGCAGAAGUUCCUGAAAAAGCGCAAGAUCAGGGACAAUCACCGGGAGUAUGCAGAGAACGAUGAUGAGCUAAGACGCAUACGUGAUCUCAAUGAGCGCAUCCUCCUGGAAGAUGCCACGCCGAGCAUCCAUCAGCAGCAGCAGGAGAUCAGCCUGCUGCCCUCGUACGAGGAUGCCCUGCGCAUGCCCAAGCUGGUCAGGCCGGUCAAGUCGAUGAUGGACCUGUCGGGACCGGAGCGUGCCCGCAACUCCCGCAAGCUGCGUCGCUCCCAGACCCACGCCGAGGGCGAGGGCUCCCAGUCGGAGGCGGAGGACUCCAGCCUGCAGCUGGACAGCCGCCAGCGGUUCCGCAGCGUGGAGAUGCUCUCCAACCGGGACAAGGAGCGCACCGCGCAGUACGGACCCUACCGCCGCACGGGCUACAUGGAGUACAGCCAGUCGGGCAGCCGGCGCUUCAGCAUCGAGGAGUCCCGCUUCCCGGCCGCCCACCUCAAGACCCAGAACUUGCAGAGCGCCGAGCAGAUUGGCAACUUCCAGAGCUACGAGAACAGUCCCUACACGAAGCGCAAGCCCAAGAUUGCCGAGAUUCCGCCCUUCAAGCGCGUCAAUAUGGCGGCCGAGAGCGUGGAGUUCCUCACGGAUCCCGAGUACGACGACGCCGUGGCCAGCAAGCCGGGCAGUCCGUUUGCCAAGAGGAAACCGAAGAAGUUACAGGCCCUCCCACCGCCGCCGCCCACCAUGAAGGUCAGCGCCCAGGUCUACACGCUGCAGCCGAGUCCGGUCCUGGAGCUGGAUCCCGCCAUCGAGGACUACUUCAGUGCCGCCAAAAAGCAGGCCUCCUCGUCCACCAUAGCCAGUGACUUCCAGGAGCUGCACGCCCCGGAGCUGCGGUCCCUGCCCGAUGAGAGCCGCUCGAGUGUGUCCCGCUCCCCGUCGGAGUCGGAGCACGACCUGGAACGGGCCAAGCGCCGGAAGCGGAAGAACUCGUCCAGCCGCCGGGUGAGCGGCAGCUUUACGGCGGCCAAUGCCGGCAAUGAUGGCUCCUCCUCCUCCUCCGCCAGCGACUCGGAGCAGCGUGCCCGGGUGCACAGGCCCAUGCGAGAGACCCUGUUCUAGGCGGAGCACCACACACCAACCAUUCCCCCUGUUAGUAAGCAUUUCCAUAAUAAUUAAUAUUUAAACGCACCACCAAAAAAACAAACAAAAUAC